Brachypodium distachyon (stiff brome) is the source of this 1378-nucleotide messenger RNA. RefSeq lists its product as uncharacterized. The record is from RefSeq and is a predicted model, not a curated record. NCBI's taxonomy places the organism in Eukaryota, Viridiplantae, Streptophyta, Magnoliopsida, Poales, Poaceae. The transcript is spliced from 11 exons. Bases 102 to 1142 code for a protein of 346 amino acids.
UCCGUGUCGCCGCUGAGUCCACAGCUCGCCCGCCUGCCCGCCCACCGGAUCGAGCUGCCGCGCCGCGCUCGCGCGGGUUAGGGGGAGGUCGCCGGGGAAGGAUGAGGCCCGCGGCGGCUGCGGCCGCGUCCGUGCUGCACGCGCCGCGGCGCGCGCUCGGUGGGGCGGCUUCCAUGGUCGCCGCCCGCUGCGGCGCCUCCCCUUCGGUCGCCGCCGCCGCCACCGCUUACGAUCAUGUGUCGUUUGUCAAGGAAAUCGCCGCAACUGAUCCACCGGAGCAUCUUAACUCUUUACUGAGCGUGCUUCAAGCACGAGGCGAAAAGAUAGUUUCUCCUGGAGCUAAAAGAGGUCUGAUCCCACUUGUUGUUCCCUUGUCAGAAAGCCCAGAAGGUAAUUUAACAUCCCUGCUGAGAUGGCCAACUGCUCCGAGGGGGAUGGAAAUGCCUGUAGUGGAAGUUCGUAAUCAUGGGCUAUGGCUUUUGGCUAAGAAUGUCAACCAAUAUAUUCACAGAAUACUUGUCGAGGCAGAUGCUAGUGCUGAGAAUGGUGAUGAUUUAUGGUCUGCCGUAGGGGAAGCUGGUAUAAACCUUUACAAAAAAGGUGAUUUCAAAGAGGCGCAGCUGGCAGAUCUUGAUGUUUAUUUAUUGAAGAAGGUUGGACUCUUCCCGGAUAUCAUAGAGAGGAAAGCAUCACGCCAUCUAGAAAUAGGAGAUCAGGUGUCAGCUCUUAUUACUGGAGAAUUCUACACCAGAGAUCAAUUUCCUGGAUUUGGAAGACCCUUUGUGUUCAACUCACACAUUUUAAAAAGAGUUGGACGUACAUCUGAAGCCAAAGAGUCAGCUCGAGUGGCUUUGAAGUCGCCAUGGUGGUCACUAGGCUGUAGAUAUGAAGAGGCGGCUGAAUUAGCGGGGUGGGAGGAUGAGCAAAUCGAGUUUAUAAGAGAAAAGGUAACCGAGGAGGGCAAGCGUGACGAUCUGAAGAAAGGGAAGGCUCCAGAGCAGGUGGUUCUUGAUGAGGCGGCAUUUCUAAUGGAUUUGGCCACCGUGGAUGGUAAUUGGGACGACGUGGUGGACCGGAUCGCUGAAUGUUAUAGAGAAGCUGGGAUCCACGACAUUGCAAAGUUCAUCGCUUACAGAGAAUAAGAAUAUGUCCCUCUUGAGAAAUUUAGAGACUGGUUGCACACAGAUCUUUGGUUUAGAGUUAGCUUUUGUAAGUGAGAAAUAAUUGCGGCCUGUUAAUCUUCUGUGCGUUUGCAUCGCAUAAGUGAAAAUGAUGUCACUGAUUCCUCCAGGAUGCUGCACCUCUAUUUUAUUUUAUUUGAAUUUCAUUUUUCUCGUCUAUGCAUGAAUUCGCUGAAAGUAUUAACAUUCAUAAUCAA